Messenger RNA from Funneliformis geosporum, 1113 nucleotides. NCBI's taxonomy places the organism in Eukaryota, Fungi, Glomeromycota, Glomeromycetes, Glomerales, Glomeraceae. The record is from the annotation of a GenBank genome assembly.
AUGGAAAAUCAAUCAUUGCCAUCAUCAUUUUCAAACAAAGAAUUUAACAUAGUUGUAAACUUUGGUAUGGUAAUGAUAAUUUUGAAUGGAUUCUGUACUUUAUAUGUACUUUGCAGAACAUUAACUCGAUGGAUUAUUUCAAAGAAGAGUCUUCCUAUGGCUCUUAGGGUUCCGUUUUACAUCGCCCUAUCAGAUUUCAUGAUAUUUUCAAUAAAUUUUCCCAAUAUGUUGUUUCCAAUAAUAUAUGGUGUUCCAUGGUCCGAUUCAAAUUGUAAAAUAAUAGGAGGGAUAACAUUUUUUACGAUAUCAACAAAUAUAACAUUGGUCGGUUUAUUGGCAUUUUUAACGUAUUUACGUAUAUGUCGUAAAAUGUAUAUUGAUUUGGGCAAAUACGAUUAUAAGGCUAUUCUAUUCAUUUUAUUUAGUGGUUUUGUUUAUACAUCGAUUGGUUUGCCAUCAUAUGGGUCGGGGAAAUAUUGGUGCUAUACCAACAAGACAAGUAAUGUUUUACCCGUCAUUACCCUGGUAUUAAAUUUCGGAGCCUUGACCGUAACUUUAAUCUCUUACUCACUCACUCUUAGAGAAAUCAAUUCCAUUAGGAACAACGAUGGUAAUGAUAAAAAUAACGAUAAUGUAUCAAACAACGUGAAAAAGAUUGAACCGAUAGUCGUUAGGAAAAUCAUUGGUUAUGUUUUAAUAUUUAUUUUUCAAUGGACCCCUCCGAUGACUUACGUUUUUGGUCAAAUUAUUGAUUAUGAUCCUUUGUGGGUUUAUUUGGUAACAGACGCUUCGGUGAAUAUGGGUGGAAUAGGAAAUAUGAUUCAAUUCAUAAUCAAUGAAGGUUGGAAAGAUCCUUAUGUUCCACCCACAAAACGUACUUCAACGGGUUCUUCCUUUAUUAAUACCUCUCCUGAACCUACAACAUCAACCCAACUCCAUGAACUUACUCAAAUUAAUAACACAAAUGUUGAAUUUAUAAUUAAAGUUGAUACAAAUACGGAGGUUUCAGAAACCUUUGAAGUAUUGACUUGUGACAAUUCUAACUCUUCUGUUACAAAAGAUAAUACAGAUAAUGAACAUUUUACCAAGAAUGAAGAAACUCAUAUAUCGUGA